Messenger RNA from Prunus armeniaca (apricot), 504 nucleotides. The record is from the annotation of a GenBank genome assembly. NCBI's taxonomy places the organism in Eukaryota, Viridiplantae, Streptophyta, Magnoliopsida, Rosales, Rosaceae.
AUGAAAGGAGACUCAUCUCCUUCAAGAAAGAGAAAGUUAGACAGGCUACUAGGGCACUAUAUGGCUCAUAAGGGCCUCAUGGGCUUACUCCUAAGCCUAUUUACAAGCCCAUGGAUCAUUUGCCUUCAGCCAGAUCCUCAGUCUUCGGCCCUCAGCCUUCGACCAUCAGCCUCCGGCAUUCUUCCUCCUCUCCUUGGGUCUAACCCUAUGUGCAAUUUUUUACCUCCAACAGAUUGGCGCCGUCUGUGGGAAGCGACACGAAAGGCUAUGUCAUUCUCCUUCUCGAUUGCCCUCGGCACCCUACAACAAGUGCCCCUCAGCACUCUUACAUUCAAUACCCUCGCCACCCUUGUGAGCGCUGCCCUCGGCACUUCCUACAAUCUGUCGUCGGCACCUUUGCAUCAUUCGGCGCGUGCGAUGUCUUCACAUCCCCCCAAUGAUUCGGCAUCUGCCUUCGACACCCUUACGUCAUUCGGCGUGCGAUGUCUUCACAUCCCCCAAUGA